AUGCCACGACUGUUCGGUGCACGGCGGCUCUUCCUGGGCGGAAAGAAUAGGUUCACCCUCUGCAAUGCCAUUUAUCUGCUCCUCCUGGGCACCCUAUCACUUACGGUGAUGCUGCAGAGGUACCGGGACUUGGAGCCGGAAGAGGUCGAGGCCGAUGAUCCCCCAUCUCCCCGGAUAUUUUGCAUCAUUUCCACCUAUGAGUUUCGCCAUGAACACACCGCCAUCCACAUCCACCGCACUUGGGCCAAGCAUUGUGAUCACUAUCUGUUCGUCAGCGAUAAUGUGCACAAACAUUUGGAGCCGGCAGCGUUUAUGAACCUUUACAACAAGUGGCUCCGGCUGAGAGCCCAUCUGGAAUACGUCUACAAGAACCACUUUCAUCAAGGGGACUGGUUUCUCUACGCCAACGAUGACAAUUUCGUAGUUAUAGAGAAUCUCCGGAAAAUGCUUGUGUCGUACACUCCCAACGAGCUUAUCUAUUUCGGAUGCAAACUUCGAACUCCGAAUGGCCUGGUCUUCAUGUAUGAGGGCUCUGGGAUCGUCUUCAGUAGAGCUGCUCUCAAACGAUUUGCCCUCGCAGCCCUGACCAACGAAAGCAUCUGCAGCUCGGAGCCGAAAGGAAAUGAUUUCACCGAGGAACUGGGUCGGUGUCUCACCAAUGUCAAUGUGAUGGCCGGAGACAGUCGAGAUGAGAUGCAAGGGCAUCGAUUCCUGCCGUUUGAGGCAGACCUUCACUUGGGAGGUCAAAUGAAUGAGUCCAGAGCUGAGCACAAGUAUUAUCUGGACCAUUCAUACUACCCAGUGAUUGAUAUGAAACUGCCAGUUUCCUUACAAUCUAUAUGCUUCCACAUGCAGGCCAUAAUGAACACAUAUGACCACUACUACUUUGCAUAUAAAGUUCGAAUUUUUGGGGCGCCACUAGACUUGCCCUCUGAAAAUAAGGACAUUGGAAAGAAAAUAAAUCUCAUAAAUGUACGGAAUAAGCAGGUGUUGUUAGGUUGA
This is a messenger RNA of Drosophila biarmipes, 1002 nucleotides long. RefSeq names its product glycoprotein-N-acetylgalactosamine 3-beta-galactosyltransferase 1. Bases 1 to 1002 code for a protein of 333 amino acids. The transcript is spliced from 4 exons. Gene Ontology annotation, cellular component: membrane. Gene Ontology annotation, molecular function: N-acetylgalactosaminide beta-1,3-galactosyltransferase activity. NCBI's taxonomy places the organism in Eukaryota, Metazoa, Arthropoda, Insecta, Diptera, Drosophilidae. The record is from RefSeq and is a predicted model, not a curated record.